Molecule: messenger RNA, 4624 nt
Organism: Leptopilina heterotoma
Lineage: Eukaryota; Metazoa; Arthropoda; Insecta; Hymenoptera; Figitidae
Product: protein AAR2 homolog
Exons: 6
Coding region: 203-1354 (383 amino acids)
Biological process (GO): spliceosomal tri-snRNP complex assembly
Source: RefSeq, a predicted model, not a curated record
GGUCGACGUAUUCUGCUGUAAUGGGAUUGCACCCAUAGAGAAUGGUUUCUAUUGAAAACGCACCAUAAAGUGCAUAUAGUGCAAACAACGAGAAUAAUCUUAUUAUAUUCAUGUAAAGUUUAAUGUAAAUAAAAACAUAAACAUUGCAAAUUUUAAAUCUCAUCAUCAGAUGUAAACAAAAAAAAAACAUGCAAAAAAAAUAAUGGCAUCCAGUAGUUCUUUUGAAGUAAAUCAAGAACUUGCUAAGUAUCUUUUUUCUGAAGGCAGUACUUUAGUUAUGUUGAAUGUUCCAAAGGGUACUGAUAUUGGAAUAGACAUUAAGUCCUGGAACAUUGGGGAAAAUUUUCGAGGCAUUAAAAUGAUACCUCCAGGAUUUCAUUAUAUUCAUUACAGUGCUGUUGAUAAAUUUGAAGAAAAGUCCUCAAGAAUUGGUUUCAUUCGUUGGUUUAAAAAAGCAGAAUUUAUAGUAAAACGAUGGGAUAUUAGAGAAGAAACUCUCAGCUCAGAACCCGUCUCUGAUGAAGCAAUACAAGGUUUGAAGGAUAAUUUGUUAGACUUGGACCGUUAUUUAGGACCUUAUCCUUACGAUAUAUGGAAACAGUGGCAAGAACUAACUAACAGAAUCGACUCUGAUAUUGUAGAUAGAUGCACACCAAGUUGUGGGUAUAUUUCUUCGGUUCUGGAAUUAGAAAAUGUUGACGAUAAAUCAAGGAUAAGAGGAGUAGAUGAAAGUAGGAAAAGGAAAAGAGGUCUAUGUCUGUCUGUUGAACAGAAGGAAGAGGAGUUAUUACCACAAUUAAAACCAAAACAAGGAACAGAUCUUAAGUUAACAAAAUUACCAAAUUUGCAAUAUCCAGAAGGUUCAACACCUGCAGAAAUCACAAAACAUUUAAUGGAUUCAAGUUAUACACUAGAUCUACUUCUAAGCAAAUUGAAAAAUCCUAUUGAAGUGAUUGGAGAACUACAACUGGCAUUUGUUUGUUUCCUCGUCGGUCAAAGUUUAGAUGCUUUUGAACAUUGGAAACUACUAGUAUCUUUAAUAUGUCGUGCCGAUUGUGCAAUUUCUGUACGUCGUCAAAUCUACACCGAAUUUCUCAGAACAUUGGAAGUUCAGCUUAUAUGGAUUCCAGAGGAAGUGUUAUAUGACAUAGUUGCCAGUAAUAAUUUUGUAUAUCACAAUCUUCGUCUCCUUUUUUCAAACAUAGAAGCAAAUACCGAUGUUGAUGUAAGAUUGAAAUCUGAAGCAGUUCGAAUGCGAGACAGAAUUUCUAGUAAAUUUACGUGGGAUUUUUCAAAUUUACAAGAAGAGGGUGAAGAGGAUUGUCCGGUUAUCGUCAAUUUAGAUGGAGAAUGAAAUGAAAUAGUUGUUUAUAUAAUUGUAAAUACAUUAUUAUUACAAAAUCUCUUAUAAUAUUAAAUUGAAUUUUAAAUUAAAACAUUCAUUUAUCGUCACAAUAUGUUCUGUAGGAUGUUAAAAUACAAUAAACAUGAGAAAAGAAGUAACAGUAAAAAUAUAUAAAUUUAUUUAAGAUGAAAGCAAUCAAUUAAAAUAGACAGACAAAGUUAAAAUUGUGUUACUUCGAGGAUGGUAAGCUAUCAACUAUUGUUUUUAUUCAUCAUUCUCACAAUCGUUUUCCUUAUCGAAACCAAAAUCAGUUACUAUAAUUACGUUAAAAAUCACAUUUAAUGGUUUAAACACGUUACUCGGGCGUUUUUGGAGUCGCUGAUUAUGAAUCUGGCAUCAGAUUUUUUAAAUUCAAAAUAGCGGAUCCAAUAUGGAAGACAAAAAUUAAGAAUUGUUUGUAUUUGUCUGAAAUUCAUUACUCGGGUAUUUUUGCCAUUUUUAAAAACGAAUCUGGCAUCAGAUUUAAAAAUUCAAAAUGGCGGACAAAAUUAAAACAUUUUUUGAAUUUGCCUGAAAUUUAUUAUUUGGGGGUUUUGUAGGCUCAGACACAGCUCGGUGGCUGCCGCCUGCUUGCACGUAACACAUGAGAGUAAGAGAGUCAGACAAUUAAAAUUAUAUGUUUUCUCUCCCUUGCUCUAGCUGCAAAUCCGACCAAUUUCUUUUGUACUAAUGUUUUUUAACGUUUUUUUAGCUAAUUACGUUCAUCUUUGCAGUACAUUUGAAAAAAAACUAAUGAAGUUUUCCGAACAUCUAGAUGUUCGGAGUUUAUUGCAAUAAAAAAAAACACAUCUUACCUUACCAGAUCACAUAUAUUUAAAAAUAUUAUAUUAUCCUUAUUCCUAAAAAUAUUCUUAAAUUGUUAAUUAAUAUGCUGAUGAGAAAUAAAGUACUCUUUAUUUUUCUUUAAAAAAUGAAGACAGUCGAGUUAUUUGAAAAAUAUUUAAUAAUAAACAUUGACAAUAUACAGAGAAAAUACGCCAUAAGAACUCACUAUGAGAGUAUGUAAUAAGAACCUAUCAACUGGUCCAGACUUAGAGAAUAUGAUCAAAUCAAAUAUUGAUGAAGGUAUUCCCGGAGACACUUGACAUUUCUGUCAGUACUUGCAUCAAAAUUUCGAUUCAUAUAAUAUUCACCGUUUUAUUUUUCAUUUAUCAAUUAUUAAUUAUCAAUUAAACAUUUCUUGUGUGCAAAUAUCCAUAUUUAUCCAUAUUUAUUUCAAAGAUCCAUUAACGGGCGUUCGCAGUGAUAAUAAAACUGGACCUUAUUUUUAUCCAUUUUAUUAUAGAUAUUGUUCAUUUGCAUUCAUUUACACUGCAAGAAACAUAAUCAAUGGCAUAGCUAUUACUUUCGUCUUCAAUGCAAUUUUAAGAUUAAAGACUAUGCUUCUGACUCAUAUAUUCGAUCAUAACUUUUUUCACUCAAUACUUCAUACACACAAGUAUUCUACAUUAUAACACUCAAAUGUCAUGGAACAUCUCUUUAUUUUAAUAGUUCAAAAUACAACAAGAUGCUGCCCAACUCAUAAGUAAUUUCUUUGGAAUUCACAAUAUCUCUUAUUAACAUCUAUUGAAAAAAUAAUCUUCUCCUUAAUCCUCUUUUUAUCAUCCGCAUCCUCUGCAACAGAAAUUUGUUAUUGAAAUCUCGAAAUUUGUUACGUUUAAUAAAUACUAAAGCAGAGAAACUUAUCAGUGAGAGAAUUAUUUAACACAAAUGCUUUAUACAUAAAAAUUUUUAAAUUUUAAAAUUUGAAACAAUCUUCUAAUCGAAUUCAAAUAUUGGACAGUUAAUUUUCUUUAGAUAUGAUAUUGAGCAGCAACUUGUCUCAUAUGCUAAGAUAUGUUGUUCGAAAGAUGUGUCAUUACGUAGUUAUGUAUUCACCUAAUCGUUUAAAAGUUUCUUUAUCAUAUAUUGUAAGGUGCGUGUCAUUAAAUAUUUUACAUUGAUAUUGUAUUUAUAUAGACUUUACAAUGUAAAAUUACCAUCGGUAGUAUGAGGUUCAAAAUUCUUUUAUGCAAUUAUCAACCCCUGCAUUUCAAAAAUUCAUUUCAAUCUCUUAACUUACAAACUUAUCAAAUAUCGUUUUUAUAUAAAUCAAAAAACAAAAAACAAACAAUCACAAAUAUCUCACUCAUAAAAAUAGUAAAAAGUUGUUUGCAUCUUCAAACUGCGUUUCCUAUCAAAUUUUAUUUUCAAAUAGAAUUCAAUUUUCAUUGUAAAAAUUUCAUUGUGAAAACUUUCGUAGAUAAACAGAAAACGUUAUUAACAAAAAAAUGUCAAAUAGAAGAAAACUUUUGAUGGGCAAACGACUUUUGACAAUUUUUCAAUAAUUUUACAUAUUUUUAUUUGCUAAAAUUCAUUGCCAGUUGUUCAUACUAGAGUUUUACAAAAAGUAUUAUUUUACACAAUGACGAAAGUGGAUAUAAAAAAAGUUUACAUAAAUAUCUACAAAAACUAUAAACAGUGUAGGCCAGUCGCAAGAUAACUAUAAAAAAAAUUCUAAAAAAUCUUGUGCUUGUGACAAUAUUACAAUAAAAAUAGCUCUGCAGGGGCGAUUAAUUGCCUAAUUUGAGCUUGUUUUAUGCUACACACUAAAGUUUAAUAGCCUAACGACAAAUAUGAUCGAGUAAUGAGUUAUAUAAAUUAUAGUUACAUUUUAUAAUAUACAGGAGGUAAGAGCUAAUCGCAAUUUUUUGGUCUCUCGCAAUCGCCCAGCAAAUCUCCAAAUUACAUAAAAUCUACAAUAGUUAAAAUUCCAAUUUUUAUAUUUUUAUAUGCUUUUACAUAUAUUUUCGGUCAUUUUACCAUUCUAGCACCAGAGCUCUUACUUAAUUUUUUCUUCCUUUUUAAGAGUGUCUUUGCGAUCGCGAGAGAGUAACAUUAGUGACUGACUUUUUAUAACAGAGAUACAUUCGCAUUAUUAAAUGUAAGUUAAACUAUAAUUCUUAAAUUAUCAAUAGAAGUGAGUAUGUCAGAGUUUAGCUCCUUUUAAAUUUGACAAUUUCGCUGCUUUUGCGAUUUGUGCUUGACACUGGAUUUAUUUACAAUCUGGCGGGAGUGUAUUAAAUUUUAUUCUUUAUCUCAUAAUGCGGAGCUUCAUCUAGCCUAAAGCUAACGGAGAGUAGAUUGAAACGUAACGCGAACUGCUAACAUCUUUGUCAUAUUUGGCUAAUUCGACUCUUCGAUUGACCAAUACUUUUAAAACGCGCACAAACUUAUUAC